AUGUUUUUGAACAAUACUAUAACGCGCUCCGCAUCAUCAACAACAGCAAGUUUAGAAUCAAGUGGUAAUCAAUCUAUUGACAAACCAGCGUUAGUCAAUCGUUUUUUAUCAUUUGAUGAAUCGUCAUCAUCAUCAUCAACAACAACAACAACCGUAAGAAAGAGGGAUACAAAACGACAAACAAGUAAUAUUGAAAAGACAUCAAAUCAACAGUCAAACCAGUUAUUUGAAUUUAUUGAAGAUACCCUCACAGACGAUAACAGUAAUAGUAGUAUUGAAUGUACUCAGUGUUCAAAACUAUUAGCCAGUGAAUUUGGUCUUAUUCGUCAUUUUGAUAUGCAUCAUCCAACAUUAUCUGUACUUUGUUCUCAAUGUCAUAUUGUAUUCAAAUCUCAUCGUGCACUAAAAUCACAUAUCCAUCGAAAUCAUUCCAAAACUUUACAUCAUCACCAUUCUCGACAUCAUGAUACUCCUGAACAAUCAUCAUCACGCUACAAUACACGAACAAUGGCAACCACUACAACAACUUCCACAUCAUUGAGUUAUCUACCAAAUUAUUCUUAUAUUAGUUCUUAUUUAGUUGUAGCAUUUUCAUCAAAACAAUUUCCAAUCAUAGCUAAAUUGGCUUGUGAACAAGAACGCUUACCGUUAGGUGUUUUAACAUCCAAACUAUAUCAAUGUAUUCAAUGUUCAAGAUCUUUCCCAUGUUCAAGAACAUUAAAAUAUCAUUCUGUAACACAUCAUGGUCAUAGUAAAGUUCCUACGUGUAGUGACGCAUUGGAAUACAUCAUUAGUCAGUUAGAAGAUGAAAAUAUCCAAAUGAGUUAUGAAGUAUUGGAUACUAUAAUAAAAAUAAUUGAAACAACUGAACAAAAAACAAAACAAGAAAUGAUGGUAAAACCUCAGCUUCAUCAUAGUCCACUAACAACACCAACAGCAAGAACAGUAAUGAUUUGUUCGUCAACAGAAAUCACAACAACUGGCGGCGGGGGCGAUGAUGAUUCCGGAUUUGGAAGUGAAUAUUAUUUAUCGCCGAUAUCCGAUAUUGUAGAAUUUAACCUCAGUGUGAGUGCAACAUGUCAAUAUCUCAAAUCGACAUCGAAUAUUUUUAAUGAGCAACAACAACAACAACAAGAUCUACUACAUUCAUUUUCAUCUCAACGGUAUUCGACCGAACAGGAUAUGAACGAUUUUGAUGCGUCUUCCUCGUUAUUAUCUUCAUAUGCAUACCAAUUUGGUCUUAUUGAUAAAAGACUAUCACAAAAAUUAACAAAAAUUAAAUUACAACAGCAACGUUCGAUCCAUCCACAAUGUUUACAUGCAGCAAAAACGUGUGCAAAUCUUUGUGUUUCUAAUUUAUCAUCUUAUAAUGAGUUGAUUGAAAAUUAUCCAUUCAAUUCUCAGAUAACAUCGAUACCAAAGGGUAGUCUUGGACAAAUUGUACCCAAAUUACCAGCAAAACGUCCACCAUUACUAGCAAUCAGCGUUCCUGUUCUUCUUUCACCUUCAUCUCCUACAAGUACUACUACUAUUACCUUGUCGAAUGAACAAUCAACAGCAAUGAAACGUAAAUAUCAGAAACAGAAUCGUGCCACGGACACACAAUUGGUGCCUGUCAUGUCAAAUUCACAGUUUACUCAAGAAACAGAGAAGAAAAAUAGUGAUAUUUUUCCAGCAGAAGACAAAUCAAUUCACCUUAAUGGAAGAAUAAACAGAAAUCACAGUAGAUCUAAUGUAAACAAGAAUUCACCUAAAACAAAAACUGAAGAACAACAAGAAACGCCAAAACUACUUAUGAAAACACCCAAGAAACGAAGAUUCGAUACGAUCGAUACUUCUGUAACUACUAGAAAACGUUUUCAGACUUCACAACCAUCUAACAGUCAGUCAAUAUCGAAAAAACCAUUAUUUCCUAAGUCAAUGUUAUCACGAAAUUUGUCAAAAGAAAAGUUACGUUCAUUAUCACCCUCGAGUGUCUCAUCAACAUCAACGCGUUGUUCAACGAUUAUAUCUUCUUCUUCUUCUACAAGUGUUUCAAAAACAUCACCGACAUCAGUUUAUAAACGUCAUCGUAGAACACGUAUUCCAUCUCCUGUUAUGAAAACGCCCAUCUCAUUAACUACUAAAGUUCAAAAAUCAUCACGUGUCAGAGUUGAAGAAAAACAGAAAAAAACAAGUAAACAAAAAUCUAUUCGAGCAAAUGAUGAACAAGAAAAUGAAGAUGAUGAUAAUGAAGUAUUAUCGACGUAUCAACGAAAUAAACGUUAUGCUUCAAAUGGUUCAAAUCAUUCAAUUGAAUACGUACAAACGAUUGAAUUAAACAAUAUUGAAAAUACUAGAGAUGUCAUAAAUACAACCGAUUGUGCGAUUAUCGAUUUAGAAAAGAAUGAACGUUUUGAACAUCCAACAUCACCAGAAACAGUGAACAAUGGAGACGAUGAAAUAGUAAUUUGUGAUUCACCGUCGCCAAAGAGAAAAUAUUCAAGUACACCAUCAACAUUCAUCAAGAAAAAUGGUUUGAUAAAUAAUCAAAAUAACAGUAAAAUAAACAGACAGACCGUACAUAAUGAUGAAGAUGAUAUUUUAUUUCGUUGUAAAGUUUGUGCAGAUAUAUUAUAUGGACGAAAAAAUUUUGCCAAUCAUGUCUUUAAUACCCAUCCAACAUUAUUAAAACAAAAUUUAGCUAAAAAACAACUGACAACAACUAGAUGA
Molecule: messenger RNA, 2712 nt
Organism: Didymodactylos carnosus
Lineage: Eukaryota; Metazoa; Rotifera; Eurotatoria; Philodinida; Philodinidae
Source: the annotation of a GenBank genome assembly